Lindgomyces ingoldianus is the source of this 1095-nucleotide messenger RNA. RefSeq lists its product as uncharacterized. Lineage: Eukaryota; Fungi; Ascomycota; Dothideomycetes; Pleosporales; Lindgomycetaceae. The coding region runs from base 1 to 1095 and encodes 364 amino acids. The transcript has a single exon. The record is from RefSeq and is a predicted model, not a curated record.
AUGUCAGGCGUUCAUUUCCUAAAUGACGUUUUAGUUCGAAAUGAGGACCACGACAACUAUCUCGACGGCAAGGCCCACAAGGCUGCCAGUGACAAGAACUACGACGACCAAGCUAUGAUUGCGGCCCGCAUGCAGCCUGACCCCGAAACGGAAUGGCCUCCCUAUCAAGUCUACAUCACUAUUAGUGCGCAGAUUCUGAGGAAACCGUAUUCUGGUAGGGACGACCAAAAAUGGAAUUACGACAAGGAGCUGGAUAACUCAGGGCUUCUACCUACUUGGAGAAAAGAUGGCGAAGACAGUGCAAGAUCUUAUAUCACAAACGAGGAACCAAGAAUGGAAUUUCCGGAUCGAAUGCAUAAAAUGACACUGAUGAGAUUUUCGGGCCUUGCCAAUGAAUACUUCACCUUCAAUCCUAAGGAAGGAGUACUGCCUUUACCGGUAAGAUAUCCUCGACAGCAUAUAAUGGGGGAGGUGCUGCCAGGUUAUCGAGAUGAAAAACACUACUCUAACCCCCACAUGGCCUACAUUCACCGAAAAACGGUCGCAGAAAGAAUUAUUCCUUGGUUUCUAGAAGCGGCAAAGGUUAAACCUCCCAAAAAACCUAAGCACUUCGAUAUUCCCGACAAUCUAAUGGAUAAAAUCCACCUUUAUAACGCCAUGCUCCAACUCGGAAUGGAUCAGUGGCUUAUACGACCCCUAACUCAAGCCCUCUGUGAGCAGAUGUUUCAGACCGAUUUGGUUAACUGCCACCUCGAUGUUUUGGAAGCUACGAUCUGUCGGCUUUACUCACAAGGCUUGCCGAUUCUAGAUCCUGUAGUCAACCAUCUCAUUGGAACUUAUGCGCUUAGGACCCCUGAAGAUCGCCGCAAUGUGCGCGACCAACUUGAAUACAAAAGAGAGAAUGCACAAAGACCUAAUUUCCCUGAAGAUGAGCGGCUAGUGCCUCCACAACUACCACUCCUUGGCCAUUGCAUUAAACACUGGUCAGGGGUUUUGGAAGAUGACACUAUUAGCGCAGCGCAUUUGGGUAACCCCUUGAAUGUUGGGGUAGUUUAUCACAGAUAUGACCGCCCGUACCCUGGCCAGCAGAGUUGA